Penaeus vannamei (Pacific white shrimp) is the source of this 1029-nucleotide messenger RNA. The record is from RefSeq and is a predicted model, not a curated record. Lineage: Eukaryota; Metazoa; Arthropoda; Malacostraca; Decapoda; Penaeidae.
AUGAGGGACUCCGCGAACAACGAGGCGGACGGCGGACUGACGGGCGAAGAGGUGUCCCUCACGUCGCUCGGCGCAAGAACGACGAUGCCGAUGACUGAGCAGAGGGAGGAAGGACCCCAAGUCUGCUCUGUCACCCCUCUUGGAGAUGGGGAGUCUCUGGGACCAGGGCCGUCGAUUCCCGUGAACGCACAACGGGAUAAGAGUAGUUUCCAAGCCUACUCGGGUGCGAACUCGGCUCGACGUGAGACGUCUCCGGGACAAUAUGAAAACCAUGUCAUGAACACUUACCUUGUUGUAGAGGAAUCGAAAGGACGCCCACAGGCUUACUCAGUCAUCAGUUCUGGUAGGGGACCAUCCCGAGGGAUACCGGGCCUGACAAGCGAGCAAAAUGGGAAGGACAGUUCCCAGGUCUACCCCCCGGGUUAUUCUGUUACCGAUUCUGGCGUAGGAACGCCCAUCAACCCGGGAACAUCGAUCACCAUGAAUGAACAAAGGGAAAAGGAAAUCCCGCGAGCUGCCAUCAGCCAGGGUCAGAGAGAGGCACGUGCUGAGCAGGCCAAGGAUCGUUCUGAUGACCCUUCCACCCUGUUUCAUGUGAUAAAAAAGUUAAACGCUAUCCAGAGAGGACUCACCAAAAAGAGAAACUGUAAAGGCUUUACCUCGGAGUUCUCAAGUGACGACAGCGACACCGAGAAACGAAAGUCACGGCGACGAAGAUACGCUACCUCAGAUUCUUCGAACGACACCGACAGUUACUCAGGUAUAGAACCGGAAUCAUCGAGUAGUAGCGAUGACGAGGGGAGAAAACAUAAGCGAUCACGAAGACACAGAACUAAUAAGACUUCAAGCAACAAUAUGCGCCUGUCAAAGGAACGAAAUCGCAAGUCCAAGAGCCGUUCCAAGUCGAUGCAACCAUCCGAAGAGAUCGACAAGAAAACACUCUUGGAGAUGUUCAGAAUGAUGCAAGUAAAACUUCCCAAGCUAACCGGUGAUAGUCCUGAGGAGUACUGUUCCUUCAGAGAUACUUAA